AUGCCCUGUGGAGGCCCGAACGAGGCGCGCAUCCGACCUCCAACAUCAUCGUCGCCAACCGUCCGUGAACAUGUGCAACAAGAGCCUGUAGCUCUCGGGGCCUCAAAGCAUUUGCUGAGCCGGACUAGGCUACCCAAAUCGGCGCCGCGCAUCGCUAGCCGAAGCCCUAUCGAGGCUGCUGAAGAAAAAUUCCCUGUCGGUCACGCGGAAACGGGCAGCGAUCCGAAGCCAUCUCGAGAAAGCAGCAAGGCGACGAAAACCCGAUGGGAGGAACCAAAACGCAGCAUUACCAUGGGUCCGGAACGGCUGAAACAAAUUAAUGGAGCGACCAGGCCAGUCAAUACGCUCAGCGUGAGGCGACACGAGUCCCUCAACGAUGCAGAUGCCCCAGCAAGCAAACGCCAGAAGAAGGAUAUCGUUCGAACGCACGACACGACAGCGAGCCCGUAUUUCCACAGACCUAAGCCAUCGAAGAGUAGCGAUAUCCGAGAAACGCACGUGGAGGGCUCGCAUGACGAUAUAUAUGACAUUAGAAGUAUUUCAAGCGCAGGAAACACAAGCCUGGGCGCAUUAGGCUUGGACGAAUAUCGCCACACCCAACCGCCUAUCAGAGGAAAGAAUAAAGGGAGGCGAAGGCGAAGCCAGACUUCAUCGAACUCUGUUCACCAAACGCAGAGCGAUGCUGUUGGCACCAAACUCGACGGGUACCAAGCUCCCGGUCCUCAAUCUCCGAAUCGAAAUCGAUUACCCAAGGAUAUAGACAGCCCGGAUGUCCUCGCGUCCGAACAACGGCCAUCGACGGUAACAAAUGCAGGCUUUGGCGCCUCUCGAUUUUUCAAAAGAGAUCGGCCGCAUCGCCUCGCAGAAAACAGUCGCCCCCAGAUUAAGCGUCAAAAGCCUUCGACGGUCAAAGAGCCUAUCGACGUCUCAGAAGACGAACUCCAGGCCGAUUUUGCAAAAUACACCACAUCGAACGACAGCAAAAAUACGGCAUCAAGAACUCCCGCUCAUUUGAACCACCAGAAAAAAGCUACCAUGCGAGGAGAUAUCCACCCUACGGUUUUCAAGACUUCAUCGCAACGACAGGCGCGAUCUGACGACAUGGCCAUAGUCCGAGCGGUUUGUGGGAAAUAUAUCUACGAGCGCGGCGACAAUCCCGAAAAGGUGUUUUUGCGCCGAGAAGACAAGGAUGGCAGAAGGCUUGAAGCCAUACUUGCGAAUGGCAGCGUCGCAAAGGAGCAUUCUUGGCUAGGCAUUGAUCUGGAUCAAGUUUCUUUUUAUGGAUAUUCUGAACCGUCAAGUCGCUAUGGCUACAUAAUGCGUUCGAACAAAGGGGAUGCAGGUCCGAAGCUUUAUCUGGAAUUCGAAAGUAUCAACAAGACCAAGGAUUUCUGCGACCUUUUAAGAUCUGCGAACGUUCUUCGGAGAUACAUCGAGGACCUAGGAAAGAAGGCUGAAAAGGCAUUUGAUGACGCGAAGAAUUGGAUGGCUUCCAAUAUAGCCUCUUCUAACAUAGCCUCUAACGAGGAUUAUAAAAAAUUGAGCCAGCUUUUUUCCACAGACGAGAAAGAAAAGGUUAUCAUACCAAGAUCUUCCAGUCCGGAUCGACACCCAGGGUCAUCACGUGGAAAACUGAAAGACGUCCUAAUACAGUCAGCUCAAGAUGCAGAGUUUUCUAAACCUGCCCCUCGACUAGAAGAACAUCUCGAUCUCGACCUACGACGAUCUACGAGAUCAUCUGCUCCGGCUACGCGUCCCCGUCUGCCAUCUCCUGACGCUUGGUCAAAAUCACAUCCAGACUGGGAAAAAUCAUGGCCAGCACCGCUAAUAUUCCCCGAAACCGGCAAAAAUAGAGCGACGGUGGACAAAAUUGACAUCCCGAGGUUGAACGAGAGCGAGUUCCUAAACGACAACCUCAUCAACUUUUAUAUUCGCCAUCUUCAAUUCAGGCUGGAAAAGGAAAGGCCCGAACUACUGCGCAAAGUCUACUUCUUUAGUACUUUCUUCUUCGAGAAACUCAAGUCUACAAAAGGCAAGAUAAACUACGACGGUGUCAAAGCUUGGACAGCCAGAGUAGAUUUGCUCUCUUAUGAUUACAUCUUUGUGCCUGUCAAUGAGCAUACUCACUGGUAUCUGGCUAUCAUUUGCAAUCUUCCUAACGCAGCUCAGGCCUCUUUUCCCGAAAGCAAAGAUCCAAAAUCUUCGGAUGGCUCAGUUGAUAAUGCGAUGGAAAUGAUAGAUGCGCCCGAGUCUCCAAGAUUGGCAACAGUCGAAAGAGAUUUGACUGAUAUUUCAUUAGAAGACGUGGAAGCAGCGGUAAAAAAAGACGCGGAUGGCUUCGUUCCAUCCCACCGCACAGCCACACCGUCUACGCCGUCCUCACCCCCUAGAAAGCGGAAAUUUGCAGGGUCUACCCCAUCAAAAUUCGACCCUACGCAACCCAGAAUCAUCACUCUUGAUUCUCUUGGAAGUCCGCACGCUCCAACAAUCAAAGCUUUGAAAGAAUAUCUCGUUGAGGAGGCGAAGGCGAAGAAGGGCAUUACCUUGGAGACUAUUCCUACCGGCAUGACAGCUAGGGGUAUCCCAGAACAGAACAACUUUUGCGAUUGCGGAGUUUUUGUUCUAGGAUAUAUGGAAGAAUUCUUGAUAAACCCAGACGAGGCAGCUCGCAAGCUCUUCUUGAAAGAAGAACUUGGCUGGAACAUUCGUCCAUCUGACCUGCGGAAUCACAUGAGAGAGCUGCUAUUUAAACUUCAAAAUGAGCAGCAAAAACGACACCUACAACAGCGAGAGGAGAAGAGGCUCCUUAAAGCGAAGAGAAAGGCAAUGACCGAAUCCAGCUCACAAGUAUCUUCGCCGCCUAAGCCGGCAGCAUCUCCACCUCCAGCACCGAAAUUGCCCGGUUCUUUCCCCAGCGAGUCGCCGGAAAGGAAACCAAUGUCAGGGACUGAGCCAUCUUCAUCAGAACCUAUACAAGAGGCUGAUAACUUGAAAGACAGUAAAUUGAAUGGCGAGAUAUUGCCUGAAGAUGAGCAGAGAUUCAAAGCGCUCUCAGAGCCCCAAUUUAUCAGCUGCUUAUCAGAUGCGUCAGGCGCCAGCCCUACCAUCACCAAGGGUAAAAUCCCCCCUAUCGCUUCCACAAAAGCGCCCGAAGAGCCACAGUUCAUUGGCUGCUUAUCAGAUGGAGAAAGUGCUAGCUCCAAUCUUCCAAAGAGCAAAAUCCCCCCCAGCGAUUCUUCUUUAGCCUCCAAACGCAAUGGCUACCACGGUAAACUGGUCGUGGAGUUGAAAGCCGUCAAUGGACGCGAUAGAAGCCAAUUUGAAGAAUCUAUUUUGGACGAUGACGACGACGACUCAGUCCAGUUUAUAAAGCAGCAAUCAAGCGCUUCAUCUGAGAAUAACGAGACCACGCCAAAACCAACAGAGACAAGUCGGAAUCGACAUCCAUCUGUGGAGCUUAUUGGAGAGACAAGGAGUCGACCAACGUCGUCCCAUAUGCAUGACCGACAGACUAAAUCCUUCACCAGCGCUAUACCACGAAUGAAAGCGCGAAAAGACAUUAAAUCUGAUGAUACCCGAAGAGGGCCAAGAUACGAGGGCAUUGACAGGUCGACGACAAUAUCCUAAUACAUACGUACAAAUUGUCUUUUUUUUCUUUUUCCCUUUUGAGUUUUUCUCAGUCCUCUAGUAUUUCAUUGCGAGAAGUACAUAUACCGCGAACGAAGCGCAGUUGUGGGCAAGCUUUUGCUUGCUUCGUUUGUUGAUUUUUUGGUCCAUACCAAAUGCACGUUGUGGUUUUAGGGAGAAAUACAGUCGGGCAUAGCAAAUGGCGUCUAAUUCUUGUUUUUUUUUUUUCUUACGGUUUUGUAGGGAUUCAACUUUUCCCGAAUUUCGAGGGGCAUUUCGGUUCGUUGAUUUAUUCAACAUCUCUCGCGUGGCUUGAUAGAUGAUGGAUCUAGUAAAUACUAUACGUGGCUGGUAAUAUUGUUAUGCUAGUGAAAUACAUAUAAACGGAAUAAAGACAAUUGAUUUUAUAAAUAUGACCCACGGUGUUUCACCACAAUGUGUAUGCAUACAUUUUAUGUGGUCUUCAAGAUGUGUAUUAUAUACAAGAACCAAUGCUGUGUACAAACGAUCAGACUUUGCUAUUAUAUGUAAACCUCUAGACUGCUGCCCAUGCUUUCUUUUCACUGUUUUUUAUCAUCGCCCUCUUCGUUUUCUUCUUCUUCUUCUCCUUCCGAUGAAUCAUGUACGCCAUUGGUUGAUGCUCUUGGAAUCUUGGGAAUUUCAAAUAUCACGCCACCGUUUCUUACUCCUUUUCCUUUGCUCACGCUCCAUCUUGCCAGGCGGUGGUCUUUGGCCACGGCGGCGACAAUGCAGACGCCUUCUUCGCCGCGGUCG
Messenger RNA from Trichoderma atroviride IMI 206040, 4401 nucleotides. Lineage: Eukaryota; Fungi; Ascomycota; Sordariomycetes; Hypocreales; Hypocreaceae. The record is from RefSeq and is a predicted model, not a curated record.